UUGAGGUGUGACCAAAAAAGAAGAGUGAACAGAGAGAGCUCAGCGGUUCACGUCUCAGACAACAUGAAGCCUGUCACCGAUCUUCGCCACUUCCUGCCGACUCUACUCUUAUUGGUCCAUCUGGAGCUCUGCUUCUCUGAAGAUGGGGAUAACGCGACCAUCUCCAGUUACUCAGAUGACACUCCGUUUCCCAGUUUCGAUUACAGCGACUUUCCCGAAUUGUGUUCGAAAGACGCCAACCUUCGGUUCCGCCUCUGGUUCAUGCCCAGCUUCUACUCCAUCGUCUUCUUCCUGGGCCUGACUGGAAACCUGCUGGUCAUCUUCACCGUCUUCUACUUCAAGCGUCUGAAGACCAUGACGGACGUGUACCUGCUCAACCUGUCCUUCGCCGACCUGCUGUUCGCCCUGUCGCUGCCGUUCUGGGCGGCCAGCUCCAUGACGGAGUGGGUUCUGGGUCUGCUGCUGUGCAAGGCCAUGUACACCGUCUACAAGAUCAGCUUCUACAGCAGCAUGUUCCUCCUGUCCGCCAUCAGCGUGGACCGCUACUUCGCCAUCGCCAAGGCCGUGUCCGCUCACCGCCACCGCUCCCGAGCCGUGCUCAUCAGCAAGGUGUCGACCGCCUUCAUCUGGGUGGCCGCGCUGGUCUUCUCCAUCCCGGAGAUGGUCUACACCAACAUCACCAACAACACCUGCACCCCGUUCUCCAGCCACUUCGACCCGCUGCGGAUCAGCGUCCAGAUGAGCCAGAUCAUCAUCGCCUUCGUCCUCCCGCUGCUGAUCAUGGCCUUCUGCUACAGCACCAUCAUUCAGACUCUCUAUCAGGCUCGAAACCUGGAGCGCAACAAGGCCAUCAAGGUCAUCCUGGCGGUGGUCACGGUGUUUCUGGUCUGCCAGGUGCCGUACACCCUGCUGCUCUGUUGGACCACCGUCGUGACGGCACAGGGAGGAACCGACAUCUGCAGCUACGACAACAGCCUGGUCUACGCCACCGACGUCACGCAGAGCGUGGCCUUCCUGCGCUGCUGCCUCAACCCCUUCGUCUACGCCUUCAUCGGUGUGAAGUUUCGCUACGACCUCCUCAAGCUGCUGAAGGACUUGGGCUGCAUGAGCCAGGAGAGGUUCUUCAAGUACACCUGUGGCAGGAGGAGGAGCUCUGCUGGCAACGAAACAGAGACCACCACCACAUUCUCACCUUAAACCAACGCAGACGAGGUCUCCUCUCCUGCAGACUCCACACUGGACUUCCUGGACAAUACAGAGAUCAGCCCAAACAUGAAGACCACCUGCCGAAUCUGUAGCUCCAAACCUCCACAAGGCCUCUGAGGGUGAGUCCGAAACAUCCCUCAAACCACUUUAGCAGGUCCUAAACCACCGCUGGUUAGAAUACUUUGACCUUCUUGAAUCUUCAUGUUUGAUAUUUUUAUGUUUCAAGCAUCAAAAUUUGGCAAAAUGAAAUGGAAAGGAUCAUCCCUUCACCAGUGAGUGGUCAUAAAGCUGUGACUGAUCUUGUCUCAAGUCAAAGAAAUUCAUGGUUUGUUGUCGUUUUAUCUUUUUUGUAAUGUUGUAAUGUCAUGAAUGUUUGUAUUUUCUGGGUCGUAAACCAUUUCAUGUUUUUUUUUGUUUUUUUUUUGUAUGUAAGACUUCAUAGACCCGAUGGUAUUCCUAUACAAUAUUUGUCCUCUAACUUCAAACUAUGUAAUUAAAAUAUGUUGUCAUGGAUGUUAACCGACGGUGAGAAUGUUGCUUUUCAUUUUUUUGUAUUUUCUACUUAAAUUAGAGAAAACAACCAAGAAACAUGUACACAGAUUUUCUAGAGAUGUAAAGAGGAGCAUGGUGGAGUAAUGAGAAGAUGCUGUAAAUGUUUUAAUGAAGCAAUAUUAACAUGGAAAUAGUAGGUUAGAUAAGUUUUGUGUGUUUUCUUCAGUGGAUGUUUCUGUGUUUAAAAGAUUUGUCACUCUUGGCAGCAAUAAGAAUGGAGACUGUAUGCUAUAAUUGUGCUACAAUAAAACUGAUGAAUCUUGCAGCA
Salarias fasciatus (jewelled blenny) is the source of this 2026-nucleotide messenger RNA. RefSeq names its product chemokine (C-C motif) receptor 7 (gene ccr7). Gene Ontology annotation, molecular function: chemokine (C-C motif) ligand 21 binding; chemokine (C-C motif) ligand 19 binding; C-C motif chemokine 19 receptor activity. NCBI's taxonomy places the organism in Eukaryota, Metazoa, Chordata, Actinopteri, Blenniiformes, Blenniidae. Gene Ontology annotation, biological process: calcium-mediated signaling; positive regulation of cytosolic calcium ion concentration; immune response. The transcript is spliced from 3 exons. The record is from RefSeq and is a predicted model, not a curated record. Gene Ontology annotation, cellular component: membrane; external side of plasma membrane. Bases 64 to 1197 code for a protein of 377 amino acids.